Musa acuminata AAA Group (dessert banana) is the source of this 567-nucleotide messenger RNA. RefSeq lists its product as uncharacterized. The coding region runs from base 76 to 423 and encodes 115 amino acids. The transcript is spliced from 3 exons. Gene Ontology annotation, molecular function: phenylpyruvate tautomerase activity. Lineage: Eukaryota; Viridiplantae; Streptophyta; Magnoliopsida; Zingiberales; Musaceae. The record is from RefSeq and is a predicted model, not a curated record.
UAUCGUCGCCCCCAAUCUCUUCUCCGAGUCAACCCCAACGAGAAGCGAAGGAGAACGAAAUCGAAGCAAGGGAGAAUGCCGUGCCUUAACCUCUCCACCAACGUGAGCCUCGACGGCGUCGACACCUCCGCUAUCCUCUCCGAGGCAUCCAAGACCGUCGCCAGGCUCAUCGGCAAGCCCGAAGCCUAUGUGAUGAUAGUCCUUAAAGGGUCGGCGCCCAUGUCCUUCGGGGGAACCGAGCAGCCCGCUGCGUACGGCGAGCUGGUCUCCAUAGGCGGCCUGAACGCCGACGUCAACAAGAAGCUGAGCGCCGCCGUCGCGGCCAUCCUGGAGACCAAGUUGUCCGUCCCCAAAUCCCGCUUCUUCCUCAAGUUUUAUGACACCAAGGGCUCGAACUUUGGAUGGAAUGGGUCGACGUUUUAGGGUUUUUAUGGCCUUGGUCCUUUAAAUCGAGUAUGUUGGAGUCAAAUGCUAUGCAUGUUGUCAUAAAUAUAAUGGUGUGAUCUGUGUGUGACUUUUGGCAAAGUUAUCUGUCAUCUCUAUGCAGAUCUAUUGCACUUUCGCUAA